Striga asiatica is the source of this 1256-nucleotide messenger RNA. Lineage: Eukaryota; Viridiplantae; Streptophyta; Magnoliopsida; Lamiales; Orobanchaceae. The record is from the annotation of a GenBank genome assembly.
CUAGAUUUUAAUUAUUUACAUUAUUAUUAAAAUCGAUUGUUUUGAAAAAGAAAACAACUUUUCUCUCUUAUCUCGCCCCUCUCUUCUCUCGUCGCGAAACCCUAACCCAUAUCAUUUCUCGCCCGAUCUUCUCAGUAUCUCAGCCGCUGAGUGCCUUCACCGGCGGGUAGCUGAACCCUUUGCCGGCGGAUGGCCCGUAGCUGCGCGGCCACGCUUCAAUUGGGCUUCCUUCCAGGUUUUCUCGGCUUAGACGGUGGGUUCUUGGCGCACUUUGGUUGGCUCCGCGCCGGUACAGUGGUCGACGGCGAGUUCGACGGCUUCUCUGUCUUUUUCGUUACUACAGUGGAGAAUAGUAGCACUAGCAGGUGCUUCGGAAAGAGCUGAAUCAUAACCCGAUUUGAACUGACGAAUGGAAGCGCGGUCAAAGCGGAUAGUGGGCACUUUGGUGAUAGGAUUCCUGCUCCAUUUCAUUUAAUCUAAACAUUUCGAGCAUCGGGACUUUAUUUUUCCUCCUCGGAAGUUUUACUGAAAAAAAAAUAAUAAAGAAAAAAAAAAACGUCACAAAUUAUGGAAGUGGAGCCCACACUGCAGCCUCUCAAGAACAUUGUGCCGGCAGCACAGAACAACAUAAACGUCAAAUUCAUACUUCUCGACAAAGGGAGAGUAACAUUAGAAGGUCAACACAAGACGUGCCUUGCACUGGCAGCAGACGAGACAGCUGCCGUGCAUUUCCAGCUGUGGGGGCCCGAAUGUGAUGCCUUCGAGCCCGGAGAUAUAAUUCACUUGGUCAAUGGUAUCUUUUCUUACAAUAGGAACAACCUUGUACUUAGGGCCGGGAAAAGAGGCAAGGCUGAAAAAGUGGGGGAAUUCACUAUGACUUUUGUGGAGACGCCUAAUUUGAGCGAGAUAAGGUGGGGUCCCGAUCCCAGUGACUCGAAGAAGUAUGUGCAGCUCGGUGUUAUCUCGCCUUAUUCAAGAAUUUUUGCUCCUCAUUGAGUGGCUUAGGGUAGAUAUACCAGCUUUUCAGUGUGGGAGUUUCACUUAAGAGUCGUCUAAGACAUUUCAGAUUAUUUCCCUUUUUUCGAAGCCCCUACUUUGAAUACUGAUAUCACAGUUUGUGAGAUUGUAUGUAGCGUGUAGUUCGUUUUCUUAUGAGGAAACAGAUUGUGUAUACAGAUGGUGCUAUGAUGACAUUUGAAGAAUAAUUGAACUUUUUACUUGAAUAGUUAAAUCCAAAAGUUCAUCUAGAGAUAUAA